This is a messenger RNA of Dothidotthia symphoricarpi CBS 119687, 1773 nucleotides long. RefSeq lists its product as uncharacterized. Gene Ontology annotation, molecular function: phosphatidylinositol binding. The record is from RefSeq and is a predicted model, not a curated record. Gene Ontology annotation, cellular component: early endosome; late endosome; extrinsic component of endosome membrane. NCBI's taxonomy places the organism in Eukaryota, Fungi, Ascomycota, Dothideomycetes, Pleosporales, Dothidotthiaceae. Gene Ontology annotation, biological process: endosome to lysosome transport; early endosome to late endosome transport; protein targeting to lysosome. The transcript has 3 exons. The coding region runs from base 1 to 1773 and encodes 590 amino acids.
AUGACGGAGAGUACGUAUCGGGAGCCCAACGUCUCUCAGUCGCGUUCACAUAGCCCCCAAGCCUCGACUUCAUCUAUCCCCGGGGGCACAGGCACCAACCCGCCAAAUCAAUCUCGCACAACUAGCACAAUCCGUUCAACAGAAACACACACUUUCCAAGCGGACACCAAUUCGGACAAAGCGACUGCAGCCUUCAUUCGACGGGUGCUAUGCUCUCACAAUGUGCUCCUUGGGAAUGGUGAGAAAGCAGGCAACACACCGCGCCCAAUUGAAGAUGUACUCCCGCCCUUGACUAGCUCUAAUGAGAUCGAUCUCCAGCUCUACGGUAUCAUCUCAGUGAUCAUCAAAGAGUUUGUACAGACGUGGUACUCAAAGAUCACGCCCGAUCAUGUAUUUGUCAAUGAAGUCGUCCAGAUCAUCGCUCACUGUACGAGGGCUUUUGAGCAGCGACUUCGAAAGGUCGAUCUGGAAGCACUACUUCUUGAUGAGAUCCCUGAACGGCUCGAAGCCCAUCUCACGUCGUUCCGUCUGGCAAAUCAACACGUUUCUUCUACCAACUCAUUAGUCUCAAAUCCUCGUCUGAUAUAUCACACGCUUCACCCGCACCCUGCACUUUCUCCUGUUCCAACCGAGCUGGUUCCGUCCACAGUUGUGGAGCAACGGGAGAAUGAGUCUGCAUGGCGCCAGUUGCUGAUUCAGGGAGUAUUGGUGCUAUUACUCCCCACCGAGGACUUGGAAAAUGGAUGCCUCCGAUCUCUAGUGGCUGAGAUUUUCGCCGAAAUGAUCCUCGGAAAUGGCAUCAGCGGGAAAGCCUGCGAAGGCUGGACGUUGUGGGAAGGUAUCACGAAGAUUGCGGAGAGUUUACAGGCCGUUGGUGCAAAAGAGAAGGAUCCUCCAUCAGCUGAUGUCAAUCCAGAACCCUCGUUGACCCGCUUGGAGCGCUAUGGACUUUUGUCCUUGCCGAUCGAGAAAGGGAGUGAGCCGAAACAGCCACUGGUUGACAGCAAACGUCAUCAUGAGACCAUAGCCACGGUCAUCUCGGGUCUGUUUUGGGCUAUGCUCCAAUACACGUUAUUGGCGUGUACCGCGAUGCGCGUGGUGGCCCUCACUGUCGCAGCACCAUCGUCUCUUCCCUCGAGAGCGAUCGUAAGCGAACAGUCAUCCGAGUCUACCCACCAAUCGCAAAUACCGCAAGUGGAUGCUCUGGGCCUCAGGCGCCCGUUGGGAGUAAAACGGCCUAUAGUGAGUAUGAGGUUGUGGAGCUGCGCAGCACAAUUUGUCGAGUUAGACAUUCGCAUGCCUUGGCUAUUGGGCUUCAUAUCCAUGCUGCGUUUGGGCACAUUGGUCGGUCCAGGCAAGGUGGGUGACACGGACGGCGUAUUGGACAGAUACCUGUCUCACGCCAUCCAUACCCACGUCCUGAACCCCGCUUCUCUGCCCGACAUCCUUCGUACCGUUCGCUCAACGCUGUUCCCGAACAACACAAUGGGCCCUUCACGUCAGACUCCAUCUGAGGAAGAGGCGAAAGAGAUCAAACGCAAUUGUGCCGCCGCGUUACUGGAUAUAGUUCCGCUCAAAGUGGCUGCAGCUUUUUUUGCAACUACAAGUCAUGAUGCACAAUUUAGGCAAGUCGAGGAGACUUUGGACUGUUUCGACGACGCAUAUCUCAAUAAGCACUUAAUCUUCCAGAUUGUGGAGUUGAUAGUAAUCAGGCUAUUUCCGGAGCUAGGAGAGCAAGGUGUGCGAGAAUUGAUGGAAGAACGCAUAGAGUAG